Pogona vitticeps (central bearded dragon) is the source of this 2211-nucleotide messenger RNA. The record is from RefSeq and is a predicted model, not a curated record. Lineage: Eukaryota; Metazoa; Chordata; Lepidosauria; Squamata; Agamidae.
CGCAAGCCAACGGAAGGGACAGGGUUCCUCAUUCCAGACGAUGGACAGAUCUGGGCGGCAGUUUCCAAGAAUGGGCCCACGAACCACUGGCACACCCUCUCCUUCCUUUUCGCCCUCCGGGACGUCAACCAGAAUCCCAGCCUCUUGCCCAACCUCACCCUUGGCUACAACGUCUAUGACAACUAUUUCGAUGUGGGGACGACGUACGCAGUGACGGCGGACCUCCUCUCCACUGGGAAAGCCAACAUCCCCAACUACUCCUGUGGGCAAAGGGAGGAUCUCCUGGUCCUCCUGGAAGGGCAGGAAUCAGAGAUUUCCAAAGAGAUUUCCACCCUGUCAGGCCUCUACAAAAUCCCGCAGGUCAGUUACAGCUUUGGGUCCCACCUUCUUCACGAUAGAACCCAGUAUCCAUUCAUCUACCGGAUGGUCCCCAAAGACGAACACCACUAUCUCGGGAUCGUCCAGUUGCUGCUGCAUUUCAGAUGGAACUGGGUCGGCCUCAUCACGCCAGACACUGACGAUGGGGAACAGUUCAUACAGACGAUGACCUCCUUGCUCCUUAGCAAUGCCAUAUGCACAGCUUUCUCAGUUCGGACUCCGGUCCAGAAAAAAAUCAUAGAAAUGCCUCCAGACCUAUUGAUCAAGUGGAACAAGGCCAGGAUACUCAUUUACUAUGGGAAACUUCGCUUCUUCUACGCUACCAUAGUAGUUUUGCUACUUUGGACUAAAGGCAUGGCAACGUUCCCCGUGGGGAAAGUCUGGAUCACGACUGCCGUCUGGGACCUCACUCCAAACUUGUCUUAUGAUGUUCUGGCUUCUCCAGAGAUCUAUGGCUUUUUCUCCUUCCUCAUCCAUAGAGAGAAAAGGGCAAGACAAGAGGAUUUUGACCCCUUUUUUUCUGCUACAUGGGAAUUUUUUCUGAGUUCGUUUACCUGCUCCUAUUCCAAGCAUCCGUUGUCCGUGAAAGAGCGGUUGAGGUGCCAAGAAGCAGAGAGGCUGGGGGCCCUGCCCAGAGAAUGGGUUGAGGAAACUCUGUCGCUUGAUGGCUACGCCAUUUACAACCUGGCCCACGCAGUAGCAAGAGCCCUGAAGGCUGCAUUGUCAUCCUCUGGACUCAGGCGGAUGGCCCGGUUGGGUGGCCAGAGGCUAGGACACCCAAGAAUGCAGCCGUGGCAGCUUCACCCUUUCUUGGGAAACGCCCACUUCUACAACACUUCCAUGGAUGGGGUGUUUCUGGACGAGAAGGGGGAACUGGGAGCCCACUUCGAUGUAGUGAACUGGAUGGUCUUUCCCAAGAACAAGUCUUUUGACGCCGUAAAGUUUGGGAAGGUGGAAGGCCAGGCAUCAGGAGCCAUAAAAUUCACCCUUGACCCGGACACCCCUCAAUGGCUCCCCUUUUUUAGCCAGGAAUAUUUGGGGAUCAUCCUGGUUUCUUUUGCCCUGUGUUUCUCCAUCAUCACAGCUUCUGUUUUAGGAAUCUUCAUCAAGAACCAAGAGACUCCACUGGUCAGAGCCAACAACCGGGACCUCUCCUACAUCCUUCUCGUCUCCCUCUUGCUUUCCUUCUUCUCCUCCUUCCUCUUCAUCGGCCGGCCAAGGAAAGCCACCUGCCUCCUCCGACAAACGGCCUUCAGCAUCAUCUUCUCCAUUGCCGUCUCUUCGGUGUUGGCCAAAACCAUCAUGGUGGUGCUGGCCUUCCUGGCCACCAAGCCCGGGAACAGAGCCAGGAGGUGGCUGGGGAAGAGUCUGGCCAACGCCGUCAUCCUUUCUUGCUCCGGUGGUCAAAUGGUCAUCUGCUCCAUCUGGUUGGGGACCUCUCCUCCAUUCCCGGACGCUGACCUGCACUCCCAGCCUGGGGAGAUCACCCUGCAAUGCAACGAGGGGUCUGUGGCCAUGUUCUACACCGCCCUCGGCUACCUGGGCUUCCUGGCUGCCGUCUGCUUCACGGUGGCCUUCCUGGCCAGGAAGUUGCCCGGGGCCUUCAACGAGGCCAAGCUGAUCACCUUCAGCAUGCUGGUCUUCUGCAGCGUUUGGGCGUCUUUUGUCCCCACCUACCUGAGCACCAGGGGCAAGUUCAUGGUGGCCGUGCAGGUCUUCUCCAUCUUGGCCUCCAACGCUGGCCUCCUGGGCUGCAUCUUCAUCCCCAAGUGCUACGUUGUUGUCCUCAGGCCCCACCUGAACACCAAAGAGCAUUUGAAACAUUCAAGGUAG